Cylicocyclus nassatus is the source of this 2087-nucleotide messenger RNA. Lineage: Eukaryota; Metazoa; Nematoda; Chromadorea; Rhabditida; Strongylidae. The record is from the annotation of a GenBank genome assembly.
GGAAAUUUGCUUCGGUUUGACUGUUUAUAUAAUUUGCUAGAAUUUUAGGAUAGAAUCUUCAAGAUGCUCACUUCUCUUGUGCGUCAGAGGUCACCCCAAUGUGUGAGGGCAAUUUCUACAACGCUAUCCGUCAACUCUGCUGAUCAAGUAGUGGACAGAGAAAGACGAGAAGCUUUGGAAAAGUUGUACCGAGUUGAGCAUGUGACUCCCGACAAGAAAGGAUACAAUCUGCUCACUACUGCCAGUCUAAAUAAGGGAAUGGCAUUUUCGAUGAAAGAAAGGCAAUAUCUUGGUAUUCAUGGCCUUCUCCCGCCUGCAUUUAUGAGUCAAGAACAACAAGCAUAUCGAGUCAUGAAACGCAUCAGAGAUGAGCAUGACGACUUCCAAAAAUACCUCAUAUUGGACUCGCUGCAGUCUCGUACGGAAAAGCUUUUCUAUCGAGUACUAUGCGAGAAUCCCAAGGAGCUGAUGCCAAUUGUUUACACUCCCACUGUUGGAAUGGCUUGCCAGAGGUUUGGAGAGAUGUACCGUCAUCCAAAGGGUCUCUACAUCACGAUCAACGAUAACAGCAUUAGUGCAAUUUACAAGAUCUUGAGCAAUUGGCCAGAAAAGAAUAUCCAGGCUAUCGUGGUAACUGACGGAGAGAGAAUUCUCGGUUUGGGUGAUCUAGGAGCCUACGGAAUUGGAAUACCCGUCGGGAAAAUGGCACUCUAUUGUGCAUUGGGUGGAGUUCAACCGCAACAAUGUUUACCCGUAGUUCUCGAUGUUGGCACCAAUAACCAGAAACUGCUCGAUGACCCGUUCUACAUCGGCUUGCGACGUAAUCGCGUACGAGGUCCACUGUAUGAGGAGCUAGUCGACAAUUUCAUGAAAGCAGUCACAAAACGCUUUGGUCGUGACACUCUCAUCCAAUUUGAAGAUUUCGCCUUUGCCAAUGCGUUUGCCUUGCUCGACAAGUACAAGGAUGAGUAUUGCACAUUCAAUGACGACAUACAAGGAACAGCUGCAGUUGCUGUGGCUGGCUUGCUGGCUACAACUCGCGUGACAAAGAAGAAACUCUCCGAGCAGAAAAUCCUCUUCCUUGGAGCAGGAUCAGCCACGCUGGGAAUAUCGGAACUGAUCGUAGCCCAAAUGGUCGAAGAAGGCCUUACAAGGGAAGAAGCACAAGCGCGCAUCUUCCUCAUCAAUAGCAAAGGAUUAGUCACAAAAGAAAAAGCUGUAAAUCUGACUGCACGUGCUAAACAGUAUGCAAAGGAACUACCGCAUACAGCCAACCUUCUCGAGAUAGUGAAAAUGAUUAAGCCAAAUGCUUUAUUAGGUCUGUCUACCGUUAGAGGUGCAUUUACUCCCGAAGUUAUUCAAGAAAUGGCUAAAAAUAAUCCACGCCCAAUUAUCUUUGCCCUUUCGAAUCCGACAGCCAAAGCUGAAUGCACGGCUGAGGAUGCAUAUAAGUACACAAAUGGUCAAGUACUUUUCGCGUCAGGAUCUCCAUUCGAUAACGUUGAGAUGUUUGGUAAAUUAUUCAAACCCGGGCAGGGUAACAACGCCUACAUCUUCCCUGGAGUAGCUCUGGGAGCCAUACUAUUUAAGGCUAAGCGUAUACCCAAUCAUGUGUUCUUGAUUGCAGCUAGGCGUUGUGCUGCUUCUGUCACGGAGAAGUCUCUGAACGUCUACUCAAGAUUGUAUCCCCGAUUGAAAAAUGCUCGUGAUCUAUCUGCUGAUAUAGCUUUGGAUGUCGGUAAUUACCUCUACGAGCAGAAUUUAGCAUCAUUGCAUCCAAAGCCCGAAGACAUGGAAAUGUACAUCCAAUCGCAAAUAUAUUCCUAUGAAUACGAUCCUGUAGUAGCCGAGCUUGGCGAAGCAUUUGAGUGGCCCGACAGAGAUACCCGCCAAGGCUAUCCUGUGCCGAAGAUGACCCGCACAUCGAUGGACGAUGAAUAAAGAACAGAGUUUAGAUUUCCUAGAGAGCUUUCAAUAAUAUUGAAUCGAUAAGUAUAGUCAUUGCAUGCAAUUGUUGCUAAUAAUCGUUUCGUUUGUUUAUAUGUAAAUUCAGUCAAACUGCAAAGGUUAAUGAACGUUUUUCUAUA